UCGAUAACGGCUCCGGCAUGUGCAAAGCUGGAUUCGCCGGCGAUGACGCCCCUCGUGCCGUGUUCCCGUCCAUCGUCGGACGUCCCAGACACCAGGGCGUCAUGGUCGGUAUGGGACAGAAGGACUCGUAUGUCGGUGACGAGGCGCAGUCCAAACGUGGUAUCCUGACGCUCAAGUACCCCAUCGAGCACGGCAUUGUGACCAACUGGGACGACAUGGAGAAGAUCUGGCAUCACACCUUCUACAACGAGCUGCGUGUCGCGCCGGAGGAGCACCCUGUGCUGUUGACCGAAGCACCCCUGAACCCCAAGGCGAACAGGGAGAAGAUGACGCAGAUCAUGUUCGAGACAUUCAACGCGCCUGCGUUCUACGUGUCGAUCCAGGCUGUGUUGUCGCUGUACG
Messenger RNA from Mycena citricolor, 402 nucleotides. Lineage: Eukaryota; Fungi; Basidiomycota; Agaricomycetes; Agaricales; Mycenaceae. The record is from the annotation of a GenBank genome assembly.